This is a messenger RNA of Rhea pennata, 2376 nucleotides long. It is a transcript of the gene USHBP1, whose product is annotated as USH1 protein network component harmonin binding protein 1. Gene Ontology annotation, cellular component: cytoplasm. The transcript has 12 exons. The coding region runs from base 183 to 2165 and encodes 660 amino acids. The record is from RefSeq and is a predicted model, not a curated record. Lineage: Eukaryota; Metazoa; Chordata; Aves; Rheiformes; Rheidae. Gene Ontology annotation, biological process: negative regulation of canonical Wnt signaling pathway.
AGGAAUGGGAAAAGCCUGGAGGCACAGGAGCUGGGAGCGGCACGGCCCCGCCGGGAGCCCGGGGGACGCGGCACGGCCAGGACGUGCCACACAGCUGCUGGACGCCCCGGCCACAGCGGGAACGAGCCCCCAGGAUCGGGCACUGGCCAGAGCAGGGCACCACGGGCUGGAGACCGGCUGGCAUGGAGAAGCCCCCGCUGGCCCCGCUGCCCGAGCGGGCGGCCGAGGCCGAGGCGGCGGCGGGGGACGACGGGGGCACCCUGCGCUGCGAGGAGCGUGUCGCCCGGCUGCUGACCUGCCUGCACCGGCCGGCCGAGCCGCUGCAGCACCGGACUGGCAGGGAGGAGGAGGAGGAGGAGGAAGAAGAGGAGGAGGAAGAGGAGGAGGAGGACCAGCUGCCCCGCGGCCCUGACCUCUUUGCAGCCCUGCAGCAGGCCGUGAGCUCGCUGGAGCGCGCCGUCUUCUCCCGGCACGGGUGGCCGCCGGCGCCCGGCGAGGAGUGGGCACGGGCGGCCAAGAGCCUGGAGGAGCUUGACCGGACGCCGGAGGCUCUGCCAGGUGGGCAGGUGGCGCGCCGGGGCGGGGAGCGGGCAGCCGGCGGGGCGCCGGCGGCCGAGGAGGCCGCGCGGCUCGAGGAGGAGGCGGCGGCGGCGGCGGCGGGGAAGGCGGCGCUGCGGGCGGCCCUGGAGCGCUGCGAGGAGGAGCUGAGCCAGGCCAGCGCCACACUGGGCGCUCUGCGGGACGAGCGCGACCGCCUGCAGAGGAAGGUGCGGGAGCUGCAGGACGCCCUGGGCAGGACGGAGGAGCCGUGCGGCUGCGCCGGCGGCACCGCGGCGCUCGGCGCUGCCCCACGGCACGGAGAGCCGGGGCUGCCCCAGGCCCACGACCUGCCGCGGUUUUUGCACGAGCCGGCGCAGCGGCUGCAGCGCCUGCAGGGGUGCAUGGAGCGGCUCAAGGCCGUGAACCAGCUGCUCUCGGCCGCGCUGCAGGAGUGCAAGAGCGACUCGGAGCGGCUCAGCAUGGUGCUGGGGCAGCACGAGUCGCACAGCACCGCGCUGCGCCUGGCCCUGCAGUGCAGCGAGCGCUGCGGGGAGGCCUACGCCGCGCUGCUCGAGCUGACGCGGGCCAAGCUGGAUGGGCCGGGCGCCGGUGAGUCCCAUCCCGGCGGGACGCGGGAUGCGGGAUGCAGGGAGGAUGCCAGUCCGCAGUGUGGAGACGCUGGCCUGGAGCUGCCCGCGCCGUGCCCAGGGGCAGCGGCGGAACCGGGGAGCGGCGGCGGCACCGCGCAGCCGGAGGGGCUGCGGGUGCCGCCGGGGCGAGCGGAGCCGGCCGGCCGGGAGGAGAGCGGCGGCCCGGGCGAGGGGGCCCUGCGCGAGCGCAUCCGCCGGCUGCGCGCCGAGCAGGCGGCCGUGCAGGCGUCGCUGCACGCUGCCCCGGCGCCCGCCACCGCCGCCGCCGCCCGGCACAGCGAGGACGUCAGGGCUCGGGCCGAGCAGGCCCUCCGGGACGCGCAGCCCCCCCCACCCGGCCCUGCAGCGCUGCCAAAGCCGGACAGAGCCCAGCUGCUGCGGGAGCUGGCGACACUCAAGGAGGCCAUGGCCGACGUGAGGACCCAGCUGCAGCUGGAGGAGACGGAGAAGCGGGGCCUGGAGGUGCUGGCGGCGGCGCAGGGGCCGCGGGAGGCGGCGCUGCGCCUGCUGCUCGAGCACCUGGAGCGCGAGCGAGCCGGCAGCCCCGGCAGCCCCAGCAGCUCCGGCAGCAGUGAGGAGGACACCCAGCCCGGCAGGACGGGAGCGGCGGCUCCCCAGCGCCCCGCAGACCCGGCGAGGACAGCGCAGGAGCUGCUCGGCGCGCUGGCUCGGACCGAGGAGCUGCACGCCCGCGCCCGGGCCCUGGCGCUCGCCCUGGAGCAGGCCAGCGCCGUCAGCCGGGCGCAGCAGGCGCAGUGCAGCGCCGUCACCGGCGACUUCUUCCAGGCUCACAGCGCCCUGGCCCGGGCCUACCGCGGCGCGCGGCGGAAGCAGGCGGCCCAGCUGCGGCGCCUCGAGGCGCAGGCGGGUGCCGUGGGCGAGCAGCACGCCCGGCGGGCGCAGGCGCUGGCCCGCCGGCUGCAGCGCCUGGAGCAGCGCCGCGCCGCGCCCGCCGGCGGCGAGACCUGCAUCUAGGGAGCCUCCCCUGGCCGGCGCCACCCCCGGGACCCCGCGGGAUCCGGCACCGUCCUGCAGCCCCCCCGGCAUCGGCCCGCCGGCACGGCGCGGGACAGCCCCCGGCUGUGCAUCCGCAGGGAGAAUAAACCGCUAAGGCCGGGGCUGUGGCUCGUGUGGCUGCGGCCGGGCCGGCCCCGCUGCGGCGCUGGGGCUCGGGGUCCUUCUGCAG